Messenger RNA from Cyprinus carpio (common carp), 4207 nucleotides. RefSeq lists its product as uncharacterized. Gene Ontology annotation, biological process: regulation of transcription by RNA polymerase II. The record is from RefSeq and is a predicted model, not a curated record. Lineage: Eukaryota; Metazoa; Chordata; Actinopteri; Cypriniformes; Cyprinidae. Gene Ontology annotation, molecular function: RNA polymerase II cis-regulatory region sequence-specific DNA binding; DNA-binding transcription factor activity.
AUGGACUGGAGAAUAAAACAAGAGGAACCAGAAACCUGGAGAAUAAAACAGGAGGAACAAGAGUUUAUUGAAGAAAGUGAGGAGAACAAAAAAUGGAGUGAAGUUGAGGAGAACACUCAUGUCAAAACUGGAGAAAAACCUUUGAGUUGCUCUCAAACCAAACAGAAAGAUUUAAAGAAAAGAAGGGCCAGGAAAACUUUCACCUGCACUCGGUGUGGAAAGAGUUUGACAAGCAAACAUAACCUUGAUUUUCACAUGAGAGUUCACACUGGAGAGAAACUGUUCACAUGUGAUCAAUGUGGGAAGAGUUUUGCACGCUUAGCAAACUUUAAGGCUCACAUGAACAUCCACACUGGAGAGAAACAGCACACAUGUGAUCAGUGCGGGAAGUGUUUCACACUAGGAGGAAGGCUUAUGGCACAUAUGAGAGUUCAUACUGGAGAGAAACCGUUCACAUGUAAUCAAUGUGGAAAUAGUUUUGCACACUUAACAACCCUUAAGGGACACAUGAGGAUCCACACUGGAGAAAAACCUUAUAAGUGUGCACACUGUGACAAGAGAUUCAAUCAGUCAACACAUCUGAAAACACAUGAGAGGAUCCACACUGGAGAGAAGCCUUAUAAGUGUCCACACUGCAACAAGAGAUUCAGUGAUUCAGGAGACCUAAAAACACAUGAGAUGUUCCACACUGGAGUUAAACCUUUUAAGUGUUCACACUGUGAUAUGAGAUUUAGACAGUCGUUACAUCUGAAAACACAUGAGAGGAUCCAUACUGAAGAGAAACCUUAUAAGUGUUCACACUGUGACAAGAGAUUCAAUCAUUCAUCAAGUCUGAAAAACCAUGAGAGGAUCCACACUGGAGAGAAAUCUUAUAAGUGUUCACACUGUGACAAGAGAUUCAAUCAUUCAACACAUCUGAAAACACAUGAGAGGACCCACACUGGAGUGAAACCUUAUAAGUGUUCAUACUGUGACAAGAAAUUCAGUCAGUCAGUACAUCUAAAAAUACACGAGAUGAUCCACACCGGAGAGAAACCUUAUAAGUGUUCACACUGUGACAAGAGAUUCAAUCAUUCAACACAUCUGAAAACACAUGAGAGGACCCACACUGGAGUGAAACCUUAUAAGUGUUCAUACUGUGACAAGAAAUUCAGUCAGUCAGUACAUCUGAAAAUACACAAGAUGAUCCACACCGGAGAGAAACCUUAUAAGUGUUCACACUGUGACAAGAGAUUCAGUCAGGCAUCAAAUAUGAAAACACACGAGAGGAUCCACACCGGAGAGAAACCGUAUCACUGCACUGAAUGUGGGAAGCGCUUCAGUCAUUCAUCUGCUCUAAAUAUACAUACAAAAAACUAUCACAGUAAGGCCCAUUACAAACAGAGAUGCGUUUAGCUGUAUAUGUAAAAAGUUUGUAUCAUAUUGGUGUUUACUCUAGACGGAUCCGGCGUUUCGUCAGCAUGAAACUGCUAAUUUUUCUUAACCGGGGUCCCAGAGUGGAUCGAUCUGAAAACAACACCUUUGCAUAUUUGUGUGUAGAGCCAAUCCAUAUAUUUUGUGAAACAAUGAAGUAGGGGUGUGCGAUAUGAUGAUUUCUGAUUGUGGAAAAUAAAAAUAUCUCCACGAUUUGCUUUUGAAGAAAUAUUGUAGUAUCGUGCAUUCUGUCAGCUGCAGUUCUGGUGUCUCUGAUGUGAAUGCAUGUGGUGUUGUACAGUACAGACAGUGUUAACUUGGCAGUAGAGUUACUCUCACAGGUCUCUGCACUUAUUUGCAGACACAAAAAUACAUUAUUUGCAUGUGCUUUAAAGCCUUGCUGGUUAAAUGUUUCAUUCAUGCACUGGUCUGACGUAUGCCUUUUCUGAGCGCCGCAUACACCCGAAGCGUGCGCACCGAAAAGCCUGUCAAACAGCGCAGUGAAAAGGUUUACAAACAGACUCUUGAAUGAAAGUAAGCAGUUGAGAGAAAAACGGAUGCGCGCCUGUAUAUUAGAUGCAUGCAGGUCUUAAAGGGAUGGAACUAAACAUGCAGUUUAAUUUCUGUCAUUAUUUGCUCACUCACGUUGUCCCAAACCUGUAUUCAUUUCUUUCUUAUGCUGAACACAAAAGGAAGAUAUUUUGAAGAAUGUGGGUAACCAAACAUUUGUUGGUCCACGGUGAAUUAGAUCGAAGGAAAAAAAAAAUACUAUGCAAGUCACUGUGGACCAGCAACUGUCUGGUUUUCCACAUUCUUAAAAAACCACUCAUGUUCAGCAGAAGAAAGAAACUUGUUCAGGUUUAAAACAACUUUUGAGUGAGUAAAUGAUGGUAUAAAAAUAAAGCGCUAUGACAGAAUUGACAGAUGACAGAAUUUUUAUUUUUGGGUUAACUAUUCUUUUAAGGGUAAUAAAACAAAGUGCAAAGACAAAAAUCACUCACUAUUCUUGACUUAAAAACAGUUGUAAUACAGUUGCUUUAGGAAUCAGUCUAUAUAGUGUUUUAUUUUUAGAUUUGUUCAUUCAAUUUCUUGAAUGUUCCUGCUAAGUAAUCCUUUUGUACCUGAAAAUAAGCCAUUGUUUGUUUUAUUUUUAGAUUAUGUGUAGUUGUAAUGUGUAUCUGUGAUGGCUGCGUAGCCCACCUCACAUUUAGUCUCUACCAACAUUUAUUUGGUUAUUGCUAUAUUUAAAUUUAUUUGUUUAUUGGUUAAUGUUUGAUUUAGUAAUUUAUUUUUAAAUCCCCUUUUUUCUGAUUUAAAAAAAACACACACACAAGGUAAAGAUUAUUUAACAGUUUAUUAAACAUAGAAGGGUGCACAGUUCUUAUGUUUCUUUGUUUGUAUCUUACCUGAGUCCUAGAGUCUCUGGCCAUGGAGUGAACGGUCACAUUCCAUGUGUCACCAAGAUUUAAGUAAAUGUUAAAAUGCAUGUUUUGUUGCGAAUCUUAUUGUUAUUUGGGAUUUCUGUUAAAGUGUUAUCUGAUUGUUUACCUUUUUAUUUUGUUUGGUAGAAGCUACAUGGGUAUAUUUAGAAGUUGUUGGUACUACCCAGUCAGUCGAUAUGUCAUCUGGGCUGAUUUCAGUUCUUCCAUUGUUUUGUAACUUUGCUAGCAGGGCAGAUUUAUUCUUUUUGUAGGCCUGUUUAAGUUCAGUUAUUUUUCCUUUAUUUUAGUUGAGUUUGCAGGAAUUAUGUUGGACUGGACUUUUGUUAUAUCUGGUUUUGUAGAUUUGAUUAACAUUUAUGUUAUUGUUUUGAUGAAAAAAUAAAUCAACUAUUUUAACUGUCCUGCUUGUUCUUGGCUACCACCACGGUAUCUUUGGUCAUAUUUUUUACUAACAAAGAUAAAAUAAUGACAAAGAUUAUCUUUCCCCACUUUGGCCUAAAUAUCUGCCUUUUUUGUUCCCUUGAAAGGCUUUUUCUUUAUAAUAGGGAAAUUAGUUUGGCUAUUAUGCUCAGACAACUUGUAAAAUAGUACAACCAACAUGAUAAAGAAUCGUGACAAAACUGUGAAUCGUGAUAUAUUUUUUUCCAUAUCGCCCACCCCUACUAAUCCAUCACCCCCACAUCUUUACCCUAGUCAGACACCACUACUUCACACAGCUUUCCCACGGGUCCUUGAAAUCCUUGAAAGUUUGUGAAUCUGAAAAAUAAAAUAAAAUAAAUACCCUGGAAAGUUUUUAAAAAUAAACACAUAGACACAGGUUCUUGAAAUUUCUUGAAUAUAUUCCAUAUUCCCUCUGGUCUGCUAAUGUGUUAUUUCACCAACACUUCACUUCACCUAUACAUAGUACCUGCCUUGAUUUACGUUAGUUUAUGUGCAUUUCCACGUUACGUUAUGUGUAAGUUACUUUGUGUUGUAUGUUGCCAUGACAUUCACAUGCACACAAAACUACUACGAUGGUACCUCAACGUUUCAGACACACUGUGAAAUUAAUGUUGAACUGAUUUGCUUGUUAAGAUAAUGUAAACUUAUGAGGCAAGAAAAACUUAAAAACAUAUUCAUAUAUCUUAAAUUUAAAGCUCUUCUCAAUAAAAUCUAUGCAAAAUAGGGUUGCCAACCAUUCAGUAUAAUACGGAAUUGUCCCAUAUUUAAGGCAUCAGAGAAGCGUUCUGUAUGAAAGCUAUACAAAAUGCAGUUUGUCCAGUAUUUGCAGGCAUAUGCCGUAUGGCAAUCUGGACCAUACAAAUAACAAAUUAAUCAUUCUUUUUGCACAAAUCAUUGUUUGAAUUGCGAAC